Molecule: messenger RNA, 801 nt
Organism: Trichechus manatus latirostris (Florida manatee)
Lineage: Eukaryota; Metazoa; Chordata; Mammalia; Sirenia; Trichechidae
Gene: TMEM187
Product: transmembrane protein 187
Exons: 1
Coding region: 1-801 (266 amino acids)
Cellular component (GO): transport vesicle
Source: RefSeq, a predicted model, not a curated record
AUGAAGCCAGAGUCAAGGCAGGCCCUAUUCCACGUGGCCAUGGCUGGCUGCUUCUGUGUGGCCACUGUCUACACUGGCGUUUUUGAGGAUGUCUUCGUCCAAGUGGGCUACGAGCACUAUGCAGAGGCCCCUGUGGCCGGCCUCCCUGCCUUCCUAACCAUGCCCUUCAACUCACUGAUCAACUUGGCCUACGUGCUCCUGGGAUGGUACUGGCUCCACAGAGAUGGGGGCACGCUGGGGCGCUCGGCAGAAGCACCGAGGGCCCGUUACCUGAAGGAUGUCUUCGCUGCCAUGGCCCUCCUCUAUGGCCCCGUCCAGUGGCUGCGGACUGGGACGCAGGCACACCCUGCCGCCGUGCUCGACCAGUGGCUCACCUUGCCCAUCUUCGCAUGGCCGGUGGCCUGGUGCUUCUACCUGGACAAGGGCUGGCGGCCCUGGUUGUUCCUCUCCAUUGAAUGCCUCUCUCUGGCCAGCUACUGCCUGGCCCUGCAGCACCCCUGUGGGUUUGAGGUUGCCCUAGGCAUGCACAUCCUGGCCGCUGUGGGGCAAGCCCUGCGGGCCCAGGCCCAGGCUGGUGGCACCACCUCAGGCACAUACCUAGCCCUAGGGGUGCUGUCCUGCCUGGGCUUCGUGGUCCUCAAGCUGUGGGACCACCAGCUUGCUCAGUGGCGUCCCUUUCAGCAGCUGACAGGCCACUUCUGGUCCAAAGUCUGUGAUGUCCUGCAGUUCCACUUUGCAUUUUUGUUCCUGACAAAUUUAAACAGUCACCAAAGACUCCCCGCUGAGGAGAAGCAGCUUUAA